GGGGGGAAAGGAGAAUGGGCUGGGGGGAGCAGGGACGUGGCCUCCCCCAAGAGUCACUGGUCAGUGACUGUCACCCGAUCUACUAGAAAGGGACCAUCACCGCCCCAAACCGCACACAGACCCGUCGGAGGUGAGAAUUGAUCUUUUCAGGGCACAGUUCUGCUCCUGUAUGGAUGUGUCCCUACGCUGCAGGAUUUCCAAGAAACCCAGCCUGUCCCUUAUGCACUUGUGAAUAAUUCCACAAGAGAGCACCUGGGGGCUCUGGGUUAUCCCGAGGCUGCCCGGACUCUCAGCUCUCCAGCCCCAGGUCUCCUGACAUUGUAUUCCAGGCUCCGGGCUAAGCUAAUUAGUGUUUGCUUCCUAUCCUUUCCACCGAGGGAAGCGAACGCCACCCCCACCCGCAUUUGCCUGUGAGUCUCCCUCGCGGGCAGAAGGGAAGCCUUCCCGGUCCCGGGAGGAAAAUGGCGCAGCUAAUUUGGUGAGGAGAGCCGGCCCCGCCCCCGGCAAGGAGAAGGUUCACCUGGUGUCUGGAAACUUGAAUUUGUGGAGAAGGGAGCUUGUUGUUCUUAACCCUAGAUUGCUUCCCUCUUUGGGCUGCAUUUCAAAAACAGUCAUAUUUUUGAAGGGGUUUGAGGAGAGGGAGGGGGAAGACAUGGCAACAUUCCAGAAACCAGCAUUGUUAACAACACCAUAGCCAGUAUAUUUAGUUUGGCUUUUCCUAACGUAGAAAUCUUAAAAAGUGGGGAAGUGGAAAUAAAGUUUUAAACAUGAGAGAGCAGUUUUCCAGCUAUGUCAACAAAGCCUAUCGUGUUGAUGUUUUUAUUGAUCAUUUUAGCAACAUGCUAAUAAAAUUUCAAAUUGAAAUUUUUAUUUUCAUGGCUUUAAUCCAUGAUAGUUUAAAUACUGGGGGCCAUUAAGAGUGGAUUUAGCUAAGAGCUUAGCUAACAUUGCCUUUUCGCUCUAUUUUUCUCAAAUCUUAUGAGAAUUCUGUUUUUGAAUAUUGUAGUUAAUUUUUUGGCUUGAAAUGGCAGCCCUAGUAAUGGUGGAGUUGUUAAUCAAUGUGUAUAUUGUACUGAAUUUCUGUCAUUUAAGGGGUUUACGGCUUUGGUGGAAAUUGCUAGCAGGUUCCAUGAUGUUUCUUUUCUCCAUGUUGUAUACCAUUACAUUCCACAUUUAUAUUUCUGUUUCUCUUCCUCUCCCCUUGAUCUCCUUAAAAAGGAAUCUAGAGUUGGUGGCUUUUUCCCCUCCUCUUUAGCCAGUCCCACAGCUCAUUCCUGAAAACCAGAAAGGACUCGUAGGAUCAAGACAAACCUGUGUUUUUCAAAAAAUUAAGGCUGUUUGGAACCCCUUCCUUGGGCAAUGAUUUACCAACUUCUCUUCCUGUGCGGCAGCCCCAACCUGACUGACUGUUACUUGACUCAGUGUGUUAGACGCCUACAGCAUCUGUGUCCCUUUCAAGGGAAUUUGUCAAAUAAUGGUGUUUAGCUAAUUGUUGCAAGCAAUUGCAUAUUGACAGCUGUGAUUUAGUUGGACAGCAAAUAUUAUGGCCAAAGCCAGUUUCUUGGCAUUUCAAAAAUAAUGCAAUAAAAACUAGUCAAGGUUAGCUGAGACUGGAAAUGCCUUUUUCAUGGUAAAUGAUUCAUUUCUGUUUUGUUUUUUUGGUUUUCAUCCUGGAUUCAUUCUCUGAUCUUGAAUCAAAAGGUCAGAUCAAUGAAAUAUGAACUAGAGUAUUUUUCUUAAGCCUAUUGAGUGAUUUAUUUUUUAAAAAAUGUUUAAAUGCAUAUGCUUUUCUUUCAGCACAUACAAUGGCAAAACUUUUGUAAUAACUGACUUACCUUUGCAUGUAUGGAGAACUGAAAGUCAUUUAUUUCCCUAACUUAUUCCUCUUUCGAAUAACAGAUGGCAGAUCGUAAACUGAAAUUCUUGAUUGUAUCUACACACUCCACAUUCUUUACUGUGUCCUACUACUGUAUCUUGGCUCUCUGCUGUAUUAAACACCAUCCUAAGCACUUGUUCCAACAGGACUCCUUCUUGACAUUUUGUCUUCCACCUGUCACUCGGGUGGGACUUCAGCAAAAGAAAUGAAUCAGUCUAUCACACCUCAUACUAAGAUUUAUUUCCUCUGAUGGUACAUAAUCUGAUUUUUUUCUUACUAAGAGAGUCACUGUAACAGAAGAAUGGCUUAUCAGCUUUAUACUUGCCAACUAGAUGGGCCAUUAAACAUAGGAUUUGGCAGCCAAAGUAGCAUACAUUACUAUGUUGGUCUCUUAAGGAUUAGGUUGAUGAUAAUACUUCUACAAAUUCACAAUAGUAAAACAGUGGUUACAAAG
Messenger RNA from Ceratotherium simum simum (southern white rhinoceros), 2330 nucleotides. The record is from RefSeq and is a predicted model, not a curated record. NCBI's taxonomy places the organism in Eukaryota, Metazoa, Chordata, Mammalia, Perissodactyla, Rhinocerotidae.